Messenger RNA from Glycine soja, 2276 nucleotides. RefSeq lists its product as uncharacterized. NCBI's taxonomy places the organism in Eukaryota, Viridiplantae, Streptophyta, Magnoliopsida, Fabales, Fabaceae. The transcript has 13 exons. The record is from RefSeq and is a predicted model, not a curated record. The coding region runs from base 622 to 1899 and encodes 425 amino acids.
UGGGAAGAGUGAGGAGAAGAAAAUAUGAUUGCAACUUUGGAAAUUGUUCUUAAAAAAUGUCUCUUUUUUUUUUUUUGUGGGGGGUUGGUAUCAUUUUAGAUUAUCCCAAUUGGGAAAAUCAGGCCAACCAAGUUCAAGUUUGGUAUUUGGGUGAAAUUUGGAAAUGGGUUUUUGGAUAUUUCAUAAUUUUGUGGGGAUUUUCAUCAAAUCAAUGGACCAUUUUUCUCAUUUGUUUCAGAAAGUUUUGAGCUUUUAUUUUCGAGUUAUCUUAUCCAUUUAUGGAACAUUGCCAAGUUUCUGAAGAUGCUAACAGAGACACGUUGUUUCAUGAUUUGUUGGAACGAGGAAUUAGAGAUGAAAUGAUGAUGAAUGAAUGCAAAUAUUCCUUUGUGUUUCUGCAAUUGUUGCUUGUUCAGUUGUUUUUGGUUUUCUUUGGAGACCCUUUACUCACAAGAGUUUCAGCUGUUUUUUUCUCUUGAAAUGUAGAAUCCAAUAAAAGCUUUCACUUGAUGCUACUUUACCUUUAAGUGUUGUCACCGUAGAAUUCCAGAACUUUUGACUUGACCAGUCAACGGCCAGGGCAAAGGACAAGCAUUCAGCAGAUACAGUGAGCCUUUAGAUAUGGGCUGCGUGGUGUCAACUACGAAGGACUCUGGUGGAAAUAGAAGGAGGCCAGGGAGUAUUGGUGAAGUUUCAGUAUAUGUUCCUGGUUUGAGGAUUCCUAAGCCUGUUGAUUUUGCUCAAUCACUUGGCAAUUAUUUGUCCAAGAAUAUAGUGGAACACCUGUCUGCUCUUAGAAUGCGCAUAGUUAUAAUGGCUGGUCAAGAAGGUCCUACAAUUACAAGAACAAAAAGAAAAACUCAGCAUGGAGGUUCAAUGCUGGCUGAUCUUCUGCAGGCUCUUGAAGAUUACUUGCCUGUUGUUCUGGGAUUAGUUAAGGAUGGAAGCCAUUUACAAUAUAAAGUACAAUUUACUUGGGUGAAUCAAGAGGAUGACAAAGAGGAAACAACCAUGUCUAAUGCUUGGUAUGAGGUGUUGUCAGUUUUGCAUUUGAUGGCAAUGCUAUCACUAUCACAGGCUAACUUGUUACUGCUUCCAAGAUCAUCAUCCUCUGAUGGUCAUCUGCCAAAAGUAUCAGAAGAAAGCAGACGAACCUCUGUUGAUAUUUUCCUUAAGGCUGCUGGGUAUUUGGAUUGUGCAGUCAAACAUGUUCUUCCGCAGUUGCCUUUGGAACUCAGGAGAAAUUUACCCGUAGACCUAGCAGAAGGAGUUCUUCGAGCACUCUGUCUACAAGCAUUAGGACAGGGUAUAGAUAUACAACUUGGAAUGGCAAUUGAUAGUACCAAAGCCACUCUUGCAGUUAAGCGUAGGCUUGCAUGUGAGAUGGUGAAAUGCUGGCAGCAGGCUCAAGAUAACAUUAUGAAUCUUCCAUUAGCAAAUGGUUGGGGUGAAAAACAUUGUCUUUUUGUGAAAUGGAAAUAUGUUGAAGCAAAGGCUGCAGCAUAUUAUUAUCAUGGUUUGAUUCUUGAUGAGGGAAAUACAGAAAAAUCUCAUGGGAUGGCUGUAGCUGCUUUGCAAGCAGCAGAUGAGUAUUACAAAGAAAGUAAGAAGUUGUGUGAGGCAUUCAACGCAGCAUCUCCAUUGUCAAGAAAUCCCCCACCUUGGGGGACCGUGAAAUAUCUCUCUGAAAAAAUUCCUAAGGAUACUUCAAGCAAGGUGCGAAUAAACCGCGAUUUGUACUCUUAUGAAAGGAUCAUGGAGACAGCACCAACAUUGCCUGAUUUUUCAUUGGCCUUGAAACCAGAUGAAUAUCAACUUCCUCAAGUGGACUCAUCUUGGAGAACAGAGAACAUAAAAGUGGGACAAACUGAUCCUAACCAUCUCAAGGGUGACAAGUGAUAAAAUACAAUGAAUUUGCACACCUCAAAGAAAUGUUGGUCUACCUGAAAAAUAUCAGCCAAAGGGUGUUUUUCCAAUUCUUGUUAAUAGAAAAAACAAAUUAGUUUAUUUGAACUCUUUUUCUACCUUCUGCAUUUACUUUUUUUUUUUUUUUUACUUCAUAUAUUAAUUUCCUCCUUUCGCCUAUAAUAUUUGUAAGACGCCCAGCAAAUAGAGGUUCAAUGUAAAUUGUCCUCGGGGGAAAAGAAAGGGUCUCCUUGCCAAUACCUGAAUAACAUCAAUAUAAAAUUGCUAUUUCAUUUCAUUGUAACCAAGUUUGUGUAAGGAUCGUGUGUAAAUGAAUUGUGUGCAUUGGAGAGAGAAUUUUUAUAUUCUUU